Molecule: messenger RNA, 3436 nt
Organism: Dioscorea cayenensis subsp. rotundata (Guinea yam)
Lineage: Eukaryota; Viridiplantae; Streptophyta; Magnoliopsida; Dioscoreales; Dioscoreaceae
Exons: 4
Coding region: 1-3384 (1127 amino acids)
Source: RefSeq, a predicted model, not a curated record
AUGAGAACUGAUCGGGAGUGGAUGUAUAAUAGACUUGUAGAUGGGCGUAGAUACAUUAAUCCUGAAUUUUUGGUUGGAGUUGAGACAUUUGUUGAAUAUGCUUGUCAUCAACCAGCAUUUAUGGAUUGUGAUAAAAUAAGGUGUCCCUGUUGUAAAUGUCAAAACCGAAGGUAUCUUUUAACUGAUGAAGUCAAGUUGCACCUUACUAGAGAUGGAUUUGUCAAGGAUUACUAUCAAUGGGUUUGCCAUGGGGAACCUUUAGAUAUAUCAAAUCCUAUGCAAACACAAUGCAAUUCAUCUUUUACAGGAGAAGUAGAAGGAUCAAAUCUAUAUCACAACAUGGUCAUGGGUGCCAUUGGUUCUAAUUUUGACCCAAAUUAUGGUGAAAAUGAGGAGGAAACACCAGAUCCAAAAACUCAAAGAUUAUAUGCCAUGCUUCAAGCAGCCGAUGAGCCAUUGUGGGCAGGUUGUUCUAAGCACUCACAGUUGUCAGCUAUGACAAGAUUGUUGAAUAUCAAAUCUGAGUUUCAUAUGUCUGAGAAGUGUUAUGAUGCAAUAUUGCAAUUAAUGAAUGAAGCAUUACCAACGGAUAAUAAAUUGGUUGGUAGUUUUUAUGAAACAAAGAAGUUUGCUGCAGAGUUAGGUCUUCCUUGUGAGAAGAUCCACUGUUGUAUCAAUGGAUGCAUGAUAUACUGGAAUAAUGAUAUUAUUAGAAGAAGUUGCAAGUUUUGUGAUCAUCCUCGAUAUAAAAAUAGACAAAGAGCAUCUCCAAGAGGAAAAAUUGAUAUACCAUAUCAAAAGAUGUACUAUUUUCCUCUUACACCCAGACUACAAAGAUUGUAUGCUUCAGAAGUGACAGCUAAGUAUAUGAGGUGGCAUGAUGAACACAAUAAAAAAGAUGGUGUUAUGUGCCAUCCAUCUGAUCGAACAAAUCCAUCUUUUGCAUUAGAGGCUCGAAAUGUAAGACUGAGAUUAUGUACGGAUGGAUUUCAACCAUUUGGACAAUCAGGGAAGCAAUAUUCUUGUUGGCCUAUUAUUGUGACACCAUAUAAUUUGCCACCAUGGAUGUGCAUGAAAGAGGCUUACAUGUUUUUGACUAUUAUUGUACUUGGCCCAAGAAAUCCGAAACAGAAGUUAGAUGUGUACUUGCAACCUUUGCUAGCAGAAUUAAAAGAUCUUUGGGAAGUUGGUGUUCUCACAUAUGAUGUUUCUAAGAGACAUAAUUUUCUAAUGAGAGCUGCACUUAUGUGGACCAUUAGUGACUUUCCAGCAUAUGCAAUGUUGUCUGGGUGGAGUACAGCAGGCAAAAAAGCUUGUCCAUAUUGUAUGGAUAAAUCAAAAGCAUUUAGCCUUUUGAAUGGUGGAAAAGUUUCUUGGUUUGAUUGUCAUCAUCAAUUUCUACCAGAACAUCAUACCUUUAUAAGAAAUAAAAAUGAUUUCAUGAAGAAUAGAAUUGAAGAUUCUCCAUCUCCUCUUAUGUUGACUGGAAAACAAGUUUUAAAGCAAAUUGAGGAUUUAAAAUUGAAGAAAGUAACAGAUCUUGGUGUUGAACAAUGGAAUGCUCCUAUUUGUAAGUCAUGUGGUUGGAACAAACGCAGUAUCUUUUGGGAUUUGCCAUAUUGGAGUACUAAUCUGGUCCGUCAUAAUCUUGAUGUCAUGCACAUCGAGAAAAAUGUUUUUGAGAAUGUGUUUGAUACAGUGAUGGAUGUUGAAGGAAAAACAAAGGAUAAUGCAAAAUCAAGAGAGGAUAUAAAAAUUUAUUGCAAGCAUAAGGAGUUGGAGAAAAAUGAUUCAACGGGUAAAUAUCCCAAAGCUUGUUAUAGUUUGAGCACACAAGAAAAAAAGGUUGUGUGUGAUUGGGUGACAAAACUCAAGUUUCCAGAUGGGUAUGUUUCAAAUAUGGUAAGGUGUGUGGACAUGCACAAAUAUAAGUUGUUUGGGAUGAAAAGUCAUGAUUGCCAUGUGUUUAUGCAACAGUUAAUUCCAAUUGCUUUUCGUGAAUUAUUGCCAAUGUCUGUGUGGAAAGCAUUAACUGAGUUGAGCUUGUUCUUUAAAGACCUUACAUGCACUGUGAUUAAAGAAGAAGAUAUGAUUAGACUCCAAGAAAAUAUUCCUAUGAUUUUGUGCAAACUAGAACGAAUAUUUCCUCCUAGCUUUUUUGAUUCUAUGGAGCAUCUUCCUAUUCACUUACCUUAUGAAGCAAGAGUUGGGGGACCUGUUCAAUAUCGUUGGAUGUAUACUUUUGAAAGGUUCUUGCGGCAAUUGAAGUUAAAAGUAACCAAUAAAGCAAGGGUUGAAGGUUCAAUUUGCAAUGCAUACUUGGUUCAAGAAGUAUCUACCUUUUGUUCUCAUUACUUUGAGCCUCACAUUAACACAAAAUUAAGAAAAGUACCUCGUAAUGAUGACGGAGGUGAGAUGGAAACAUGUGAAGGAAAUCUUUCUAUAUUUACUUAUCCCGGUCGAUCUUAUGGACGACAGAAAUCAAGAUGGUUGACUGAUGAAGAGUAUAAUGCUGCAGUAACUUAUGUCUUAUUAAAUUGUGAUGAGAUUCAACAUUACGUCAAGAUAUUUGUGGAAGAAUUAAAGGUAAAUGUGCCAAAUAUGAUUGAUGAGCAAGUUGAUAUGAAGCUCGAGACUGAAUUUGCCAAUUGGUUUAGAUAUUAUGUACAUGAUCCAAACAAUAAUGUCACUAGUCAAAUCAUCAAGGAUGUUGCUUUGGGGCCUUUAAGAAAUGUGAUCAAUUAUCCUAUAUAUUUUGUUAAUGGGUUUAAAUUCCAUACAAGCGAUUAUAGUGUGGGAAAAUCAACCAUCAACAGUGGAGUUUGCAUCAAAGGUUCUAAUUAUAGUGAGCUAUCAAGUGAUUAUUAUGGUAUUUUAAAGGAAAUUAUCGAAUUAGAGUAUCCAGCACUUCUAAUUAAAAAGGUUGUCCUCUUCAAGUGCGAUUGGUUUGAUCCAACUCCAAAUGUUGGGAAGAAAGUUCAUAAGGACUACAAUCUUGUUGAUAUCAACCAUAAAAGAAGGUUUAACAAAUAUGAACCUUUCAUUUUGGCGGAACAAGCACUUCAAGUCUAUUAUGCACCUUAUCCAAGUAUGAAGCGUGACAAAGUUGAUUGGUGGGUUGUGUGUAGAAUUAAAUCAAGAUCAGUUAUUGAGAUCCCUAUAACUAAUUUUCCAUUCCAAGAUGAUGAAGUAGAAGUACAUUCGAUUGAUAUGAUUGAUGAUGCAAUAAUACCUUUAAAUGAUUCAAAUGGUGCUUUUGUUGAUGUAGAUGAUGGACAUGAUGAUGUUAACUUAGAAGAUGCCGCUGAACCUAAUUUACAAGAAACAGAAAUGGAAGAUGAUGAAGAUGCUGAAGAUGAUGACAUGUCUGUUGAUAGUGAAUAGUGUUAUUUUAGUUCUAAUGCACUAAAUAUACUUUGCUUUUAACUUCACGUAG